Molecule: messenger RNA, 1102 nt
Organism: Alternaria alternata
Lineage: Eukaryota; Fungi; Ascomycota; Dothideomycetes; Pleosporales; Pleosporaceae
Product: esterase
Exons: 2
Coding region: 280-1044 (254 amino acids)
Molecular function (GO): hydrolase activity
Source: RefSeq, a predicted model, not a curated record
ACUCCCUCCCCGUUUACUCCAGCUUCACGGGGAUCUACAACCACCACCCAACUUCUGGAAUUCCUUCCGCGCAUCACGAGCGCUUGUAGAGCUGCUUCAGGCAAAGCGAAGAUGCAAUAUCGUAACGCAAAUUUGGAAGAUCUAUGUCUUCCAUUCCGCCGGCUUCAUGGCUGAGCGUGGAUAGCUGUCGCCCUGCUAACAACGUACAUAUGUACCACUUCAAGCUCACAUUCUAGGGCUCAUUUCACCGUCACCCAGAGGCAAUCGCAAACAUUCAUCAUGCGCGUAACACCUUUCUCUCUCCUUCCUCUCGCUCUUGCAGCACCGGCGGUCAUCUCCAGGCAAGCCGAGAAGCCUGUAUAUUGGCUGCUGGCUGGCGACUCAACAACAGCAACCAAUGGUGGAUGGGGCGACGAGUUUCUAUCCAAAACUGUUGCGGCUGGUUCAUCAGGACACAACUACGGGCACAGCGGCGCGACAACGCGAUCCUUCCGUGCCGGCGGCGAUUGGGCCAGCGUCACCAAAGACAUCGGCACAUACAAGGAGGACUACAACGUCUACGUGACGAUCCAGUUCGGCCACAAUGACCAGAAACCCACCUCUGGAGUCUCCCUAACAGACUACCGCAACAAUCUCGCGACCUUUGCUUCCGAAGUCGAAAAAGCAGGCGCCACGCCCAUACUCGUAACUCCCCUAACGCGCCGCACAUUCAACACCACGACAAAACGCGUCAUCGAGAACCUGUCCAACGAAACCGCAACCACACUAGAUGUAGCUCAGUCCAACGACUUGCACGUCAUCGAUCUCAACAAGGCGUCGACCGCCUACGUGAAUGCGAUUGGUCAGAAAGGAGCAGAUACCUACAACUGGGGUGAGAAUGGCACAACUGGGACGGAUCGGACACACCUGAACCCAUGGGGUGAGGUCGUGUUUGCGCGCAUGGUCAGCGAUCUAUUGGUGGCCAAGUACGAGGAUGAGUUUGGGGCAUAUACAGUCGCGAAUGAGACGUUGAGUGGGCUGAUUAGAGACGGCAAGGUGGCAUAGGUGAUCACUAGUUGACAUAUUCCUAUAACAAGCAAAAAACUAUCAAUGACUAUGUGCC